Molecule: messenger RNA, 978 nt
Organism: Rhipicephalus sanguineus (brown dog tick)
Lineage: Eukaryota; Metazoa; Arthropoda; Arachnida; Ixodida; Ixodidae
Exons: 8
Coding region: 120-530 (136 amino acids)
Source: RefSeq, a predicted model, not a curated record
CUUGUUAACCACCGCUCUCGGACAAAGCUGAGGUCGCAUUGCCUGCACGAGCGUCGUCUGAAGAAAAGCGCUUGGCGAUUAGAGUGUCUCGAAAACCUUUUCUUGCAAAGUGGGAGAUAAUGAGACUCGCCGUUGUCAUCAUCCUAGUCGUCGCCCUCACUAUCCUGCUUUUCGAAGAGGCUCUCUCUAGAAUAUCGAAACCCAGAUUGAAACCAAAGUUAAAAAGGAUGAAGAUCUCAAGAUCGAAGCUUAAAACGACGCGCCAUAAGACCAAGCACCACACAACUAAUGCAAAACCGAAGAUUGCGAAGAAACCAGGAGCUGGAGCAACGGAGGUCCAUAAGCAUCGCGGGUUUGGAGGUGGUACUGGACUUUAUACAGCGCAAGUUGCAACUGAGACAGUGUCUUCAUUGGGCACUACUGGAAGCAGUAUCGCAUCGACGGUAUUGCAAAAUCGAGGAGCUAAAAAUGAAGCUGCGGGUGAAGCCGAUCAGCAGAACGAAGAGGAAAAGUCCGAAAGUACGCAGUGAACGGCCUGAACAGAUUCGUAACACUGCCGGAUAAUGCUAACACAUAAAGCGGAUACUCUCCUGUUUACUAACAUUUGCUAACACUAAAGACAAGCAAGAUGUGGAGAUUGAACCAACUGAGGAUGAUUAUUGCUUCCCGCCAUGCACUUCUAACUUCCGUGCUUCAACGAACUUUUGAACAUUCACUUCCAUAAGAAAUCUGUUUUAAUAUUUUGUCCAGUAAUAGAUUGCAACUUUUGUUUUUACAAACAGCAGUUUACUAGCAAGUCGUUGUCUUGUUUGAUAAAGAAGCUCUUUAUAAAGCCUUUUAUCAUCCUCACGAAGCCAUUUGCGCUGGUAAAAAUAUCAGCUACAAACAGCGGCUUUCAUUUAACUGUCCCUCUGGAGUAACUUUAAAUGUACCUGCUUCUACAUUGCGAUUAUUUUAAUAAAGGUUACGUCUACGAAA